Thelazia callipaeda (thelaziosis nematode) is the source of this 903-nucleotide messenger RNA. The record is from the annotation of a GenBank genome assembly. NCBI's taxonomy places the organism in Eukaryota, Metazoa, Nematoda, Chromadorea, Rhabditida, Thelaziidae.
AAUUACGUAGAUUUUGCACAAGCUAAUUUUGCUAUUCGAUUACUCCAAGAAACAGCAGAAUAUGGCAAAUCCACGGUUAUAUCUCCAGUAUCGAUAUCAACAUCACUUUUUAUGAUUUAUUACGGUUCAGGUGGCGCAACAAGACAAGAAUUGAACAAUGCGUUGGCAAACGGGGCUAAUGCAAGACACGUGCAGUUUUACGUCGCCAAGUUACUGACAGACAUUGCUAGCUCUAAAUACAAAAAUUACAAAUUGGAUAUAGCUAAUCGUAUUUAUGUACGACCAAAUUUACCAGUAAAAUUGACUUUCCAUCGUUUUAUUCGAUUGUUUUAUCAAGAAGUGUUGCACGAAAUAAACUAUUAUCAACGUUUUCAGAUUGCUCAAGUUGAAAUGAUGUCCAUUACGGCUAAGUUUCCACUAUUCUAUGAUAAAAACUUGAUGCUUCUCAGACUACCAUAUAUAGGGAAUGAAGUUGAAAUGAUAGCUAUUUUGCCAAGAAAUCGUUUUAAUCUGCCAAAUGUUCUGAGAAAUUUGACAGGCCAAAGUCUUCUCUAUUAUAUUUAUAACGCAAGGGAACAUGAAGUGGAACUGCAUUUACCGAAAUUCAAACUGAAUGGAGAUUAUAACUUGAAAGAUAUUUUGGAAAAAUUGAAUAUUACAAAAAUUUUCCAUGCUGAUGCUAACUUUUCUGAACUUACCUUCCGGCAAAUAUUUGUUAAUAAUAUUGUUCACAAAAGUUUCAUUGAGGUAAAUGAAGAAGGAACAGAAGCAGCUGCUUCUACACGUGUAGAAUUAGAAGAUAAAAUAUUACCAAAUAUUGCAUAUUUUCAUGCUAAUCAGCCAUUUUUGUUUGCAAUCGUUAAGGAUUCAAAAACUAUUCUUUUUGCUGGACAGUUUUCUUGA